AACUACGGGGAAUACUAAUGGGAGGAAAAGCGCAGCGGAGGCAAAAAGGCCCUCGCUCCUUUAAGAGAAGGUUAAGUUGAACGCGUGCCAAGGAAAACUGCAAGGCAAUCGGCAGGAACCAACAUCUCUAAGGACUUAAAACAGGGUCACUGAUAUUGGUCGGUUAACCUUCUACCCUGACCCUUGCGGGAGUUGUUGAUCGAAUCACGUUCAUUUGACGGUCGGGCGCCGCCUUGGAUAUGAAGUGAGAGCAAUAUAUCUCUCCCCAAGACAAUUGCCUUGUUACAUUCUCUGCCUGCACUUGCUGUCCUGUAACUGGGUUAUAAAACUCUCGCACCGCUGUACGUGCAAGGAGGCCACUGGAGCGAAAACUUCGCGAGGCAACUGGAAGAGUUGUUAUGUUCGUGGGGCCUUUUUAGGAUUUGGUAUCAGAAAUGGCUGCGACGCCAAGUAGGGUUUUCUUUCUCCGGUGUGUGGUUCUCUGCAUUGUCUUGACAAACAUUGCGGCACAAAAAUGUACCAAGAAGUGUCCCAAAGCGACCAGGCCCGUUUGCGGUUCCGACGGUAAGACGUACAAGAAUCAGUGCAAGUUGGAAAACAGGCAAUGCUAUGAUUCCAGCUUAUAUCACGUCAGCGACGGAGCAUGCCGACGCUGCAAGCGGCGAUGCGGCGACACGUACGAGCCAGUCUGCGGCUCGGACGGCGUGACGUACGACAACCUCUGUGAACUGGACAACAGCGCUUGCGACAACCCGAUGGUAUCCAUGCAGGCCAACGGAGAAUGCCCAAAGGAGGUGAUUCUGAUGAACUUCCAGACUGAUCUAGUCGCCGUGGGAGUCACGACAGGCCCCAGCGACGUGACCUUCGAGUUGAUCGUCACCAGCGCCCCGGGCAGCCAGAGCAUCAGCGGCCGGGGUCUGUGGAAGCUUGGAAUCUACGGUUGCCGCUACGAGGACGGCUGGUGUGACAAGAUCGGUCACCUUCCACAGAUCCUCAGCAAUGAGCAGGCUUCGACCUUUCUGGUAGGCGGCCAACAGAUGGUGAUUCAGGACAUAGUAGCCCACUUCGAUGUCAGCAUCAUCGGUUGCGACGACCUUCCGUAUAUUUGCACCGAGUUCGGGAAGGGAAACAACCCACGACCGGACUUCACGCUGACCAUGGGCUUCUUUGAUACCGCCAUCAGCUGCUGGAGGCUUGAGUGCCACCAGUUACCCGUUACAGAUCCCCCGGUUGUGACUCAAGCCUGCCGCUACCAGUGCCCCGAAUCAGGCAAUGUUGUAUGCGGUAGUGAUGGAAAGGCGUACAACACAGAGUGUGUUCUGGAUAAUGAGAGACGGUGCGGAGAAGAUCCAAACAGUUACUUGCUGACAAGGAAACACUACGGACCUUGUAGGAAAGGUGUUAUCAUCGACUCAAUGUUCUGGUCGGCCCAGGCCAAGGAAGCUCCCGGCCCAACAGGUGACACUCUGAUAGCUGUGGAGGCGCUCAUCAUAUCCAACUCAACAGGAGAGAGCAUCUCUGGCAGGAAUCUUUGGCGUGUUGGGUUUUACGGGAGCCAAUUUGCCGACGGGUCAGGUCCCAGGCUGGGUUACAUCCAGCAGAUGCUAGACAGCUCACUGGCUUCUACCACACUGGCUGCUGGCAAGGCCAUUGUGCUGAAUGCAGAGGCUGAGUUUGAUGUCGCUGGGGUGGGAUGCUCUCGUUACACGUUCAUAUGUCUUGAGUUCACCAAGGGAGAUUCACCCCAGCCUCCAUUCCCUUUCCAUGGGAAUGCUGGACCUGAGGGUGCUGGUGUCUUCAUGUCAUGCCAACCAGUGCCGUGUGACAGGGAACCUGAACCAGAACUUCCAGAUGAUGGUCGCAUGAGAGUGGUCGUUGGUCAAUUAGGCUGGGGACUACGAGCAGGUGGACUCCGGCCAGAUGGCCUUUAUGACGUCACCCUUAACCUGAAUGCACAGAUAAUGCCAACAAGUGACUACGUUGCAGGCAGUAACCUGCUGCGGGUGGGCCUCUUUGGUAGCCAGAACCAAGACGGUAGUGGUCCUAAGCUCGGUUUCCAGAGACAAACCCUGACCAGCCGAGAUACCUCCCGUACCUUGGUACCAAGUAGCAAUCUAGUGAUUGAGGACAUCCAGACAAAGUUCCCAGUGACAGGUUUAGGUUGCUCCGAGUAUGGGUUCCUGUGCCUUGAGCUUGCCAAAGGCGAUGGGGCCAAUCCAGACUUCAUCUUCAUCUCAGAGAACACUGACACCACCUCAACUCAGGAUGCGGUGAUAUUAUGCAAGGAGAUUCCUUGCAGAAACCCAGGUGGGGGCCAGACUGGUGGUGGUGGUGGUGGUGGCGGCGGUGGUGGUGGUGGUGAAAGUGCAGGGACAAAGACAGGCAGACUCAAAGCCCUCAAGUGGCAUCUAUCAGUUAACCAUUUCAACAGUCCCCAACCAAGUGAUCUCGCCAUACAGGUCGUUGGGACACAACACCCACUGACUGAUGUUAUCACAGGAGAUGGCCUAUGGCGAGUGGGCCUUUAUGCAAGUGACGACAGUGACCCACUUGGAGCAAAGUAUCGGUACCAGCCCCAGAUCCUGUCAGAGGAGGAACAGGCAAUCCCUCUAAGUCCUGAUGCACCACUGGAAUUCUCUGAAAUCAAUGCUAGGUUCAAUGUUGAUGGUCUAGGUUGUGGGCAGUUGAACUACAUUUGUAUUGAAUUUACAAGAGGUAAUUCUCCACAGCCAGACUUUCAACUGCCACUUCCACAUGAGGACAAUGAUGGUGUAACGAAGCGAUUCUCCUCAUGCAAACCAUGGCCAUGUCAAGAUCCAGAUGGUGACAGUGACACUGGUGUUCACGGGGGUGGUACUGGAGGACAAGGAGGUAACACAGGAGGUCAUGGUGGUGGUAUGGGAGGUCAGGAUGGUGGAGCUGGGGGUCAUGGUGGUGGAGCAGGAGGUCAAGGUGGUAGUAUGGGAGGCCAAGGUGGUGGAAUGGAAGGUAAUGGUGGUGGAACUGGAGGUCACGAUGGUGGAACUGGAGGUCAUGGGGGUGGAACUGGAGGUCAGGGUGGUGGCAUGGGAGGUAAUGGGGGUGGUGUUGGAGGUCAUGGUGGUGGAAUGGGAGGUCAAAGUGGUGUCAAUCCCCCUGAACCUGGAGCAGAUGCACCUUUUGUUGCCUUCAAAAACCUUCAUUGGAGCCGUCGUAGUAGCCCUGUCAAUUCAGAUGGUACAUCUAUGGUCAAUGUUGCCUUUACACUGACACCCCAUGAUUCUAGUGAUCCCAUUGAGGGGUACAAUCUCUGGAAGGUUGGAAUGUUUGGAAGUGACGCCUCUGACAAUACAGGAGCUCGAUUUGAUGAAAGGGAGGAUGUCCUGUCAACCAGUGAUCGCUCCAGACCACUCGUACCAGGAAAUCCUCUUGUAUUUAACAUUACAACUCCAUUCAAGAUGCGAGGCAUAGGCUGUGGGAACUACCCUUAUCUGUGUAUGGAGUUUACCAGAGACAAAUUCUCUUGGCCAGCAUUUCGACUUGCUUUGGGCCAAGCUGAUAGCAUAGUGUCCUGCCAGCGUGUUACAUGUGAUCCGAAUGCAGGAAAUGCUAAUCGAGGCCAUGGGGGAACCCUGGACCCUAGUCUACCCACAGCCAGUUUCCACAACAUCAGCUGGACUGCCAGCGCAGGAAAUACUCUGCCAGGAGUUCCAACUGACCUCAGCAUCCAUGCCAUUAUCUUCCCUAAGUCUAACACUGACACCAUCCAGGGGCGUCGGCUUUGGCGGCUAGGUCUGUUUGGCAACACAUAUAGGGAUGGCACAGGAGCAGAUAGGAUCGGAUACGUUUCUCAGAUCUUACCACCUAAGCAGGCCAAGAAGCCACUGCGCCCCGAUUCUCCACUGGAGUUCAACGUAGAUGCCCGGUUCCUCCUUCACAACUUUGGAUGCGACCUUCACCGGUACAUCUGUAUUGAGUUCGCACAACACGAGGACCCUCAACCAAAUUACAAUUUUCCUGUUGAGAAUGGUGCCCAUGUGUCCUGCAGACCCUACUUAUGCCAAGACCCACCACAACCAGAACAUAAUCCCAACAGAAAUGUUGCAAGAAUUGAAACCUUCACUUGGCACAUGCUGCCUCCAGAGAUCAACUUAGAAGGCCCAACAAACCUCAGACUAUUUGUUGACGUUGUGCCAGAUAUGCAAACAGAUGUCAUUAAUGGAGAUAACCUGUGGAAAAUCGGGAUAUAUGGGAGUAGGAACCGAAGAGGCGGGGAGCCUUUUGAAGAACGUCUGGAUUAUGAUCCACAGCUCCUUCAGGUUCCUGAUGCCAGAAGAACCCUGGCCCCAACUAGGCCCUUGAACUUUGAUGUCCACACCAAGUUCGACUUGAUGAGGCUGGGCUGUGGCCCAUUCAAGUACUUGUGUGUGGAAUUCGCCAAGGAUCAUUUGGCCAACCCAGACUUUGAAAUGGCGCUGGCAAGCGGAGAUCUUACAGUCAACUGUCAGAGGAUCCCAUGCCAUCCAACCAGAGGCACAGGUGAAACUGAUCACACAGGUGGUCAACCCGACCACACUGGGGGUCAACCAGACUCAGGUCCUUUGAAGAUAGCAGGCUUUACAAAUGUCUACUGGCGAGUCCUGACUCCAACCAUCUAUUCAGAUGGACAGAGUGACCUCCACAUCCUAGUGGAGCUGACCCCUCACCAAAAUUCCGAUGCCAUUGUUGGCAGUGAAGGCAGCGGGUUCUGGCGGGUUGGCAUAUUCGCAAACCGCAAUGAAAUGGGAACACAGGCUCAGAAGCUAAACUACGACCGGCAGAUCCUGAGCCAGGAAGAUAGCGACCAAAACCUCCUACCACCAGACCCUCUGAACUUUGACAUCAUGGUACAAUUUGACCUGCGGAGGGCCAACUGUGAAAGUGAAUUCCCAUUUCUGUGUCUGGAGAUUGCCAAAGGGGAUACAGCCCAUCCAAAAUUUAACCUUCCCCUACCAGAUGGGGCCCUCACAUUUGUGACAUGCCAGAGCGCUCCAUGCCUUCCAACAAACCAGGAGGGUGGUCACGUUGACAGUGGGCAUGGUGAGGGUGCUGGACAUGGCCACUUACCAGUUGUCACAGUCACAACGGUCAAUAUUGGAGGUGUCAACAUCCACCCUGAUGCCAGGAAUGAUCUAGAACUCGACAUCAUAGUGUACAUGUCACCAGAAAGCCCGGCCAUCAGAGGUUCUAAUCUGUGGAGACUUCAGAUGUGGGGCAGUGCCAUGCCAGAUGGCAGUGGACCUCGUAUGGCAAGCGUGGACCAGGUACUUCCAAGUGAACUUGUCAACCGAAAUUUUGUGCCGCCUGAGCCCCUGUUUUUCCCAACAGUCCCGUUUACUUUGGACAUGAGCGGUCGAGAGUGUCGGGAGGUUACACACAUCUGUGCUGUCUUCUCCAAGUUGGAGUCUUCCAACCCAGAGUUUGAGCUUGAGGCCAGUCCUGACGCUAGUGUACUCACCGUCUGUCGACCAGUUGAAUGCUUUGAGCCACGCAAUCCCCAGAUUGCUGUCACUGGUCUCUCUCUCUUCCACUCUGCUGCCACCACUGUCUAUGCUGGACGCCCCAACCGAAUGCUCCUCGGUAUCCGCAUCAACUACGAUGAGCCAGACAGCGUGGGGUUUGAUGGCACAGACCUAUGGGGCCUGAAACUCUGGCUAGCCCCCAAGGCCAACGGCAAAGGCAAGAAGCUAGGAGCAGUUAAGCAGGGUCUGAGCGACGAGCAGGCUGCCCAGCCGCUGGUGGUCGGACGAGAUCUGGAGUUUGAGGACAUCACCUUCAGUGCCAACCUCUUAGGCAAGAAGUGUAAGGAUGGCAGAUACAUCUGUGCCACACUGUACAAGAGCAACGGGGCCAGUACGUCCUAUGUCCUCAUUGCCAAACCCAACGUAAAGAAACUAACCAAAUGCGUGCCUGUUAACUGCGCUUAAAUGACACUGGCAUGAACAUGUUUCAAAUAGUAAACUGUAUAUUCCCGUUUAGUAAUAUUGCCUAUAUACAAAAUAGCCAAUCUCGGUCUGUGUUUAACUUUGCAAUUUAUUUGUGCUGCUAAUUCCACUGCUUUCUAAAACUAAUUGUAAACAAACCACAUGUUUUAUGGAGAGUAAAUAAAUGAAGUUGAAAGGUCAGUCAACAAACAACAUUCUUUAUUUCACAUCAUAUUAAAAAUAAAUAAAAAAAUUUACAAUUGUUUUUCUUCAAAUUAUCCAGUAUCUAUUCAAAUUUCCCAAAAUUCAUUAUUGAAAUGUAAUCAUUACAUGUACAUUUAAAAAGACACUUUUGUUGGGUUGACCAAUUUUUUUAAAUACAUAUAGACAAUUGAUGGUACAUGUAUUUUUUUCAAUUUUCAAGCUUUACAAUCAAGCACUGCAUUAAAAGGAAAAAAAGUCCAUUUGGUUAAUAAGUUUAACAAUAUUGUUUCUGUGCAUUCUGUCAUAAAAUAUUGUGCUAGUUUAAUUAGAUUUGUAAAAAUUGUAAAUGUUGCAAGGGAUGACAUUUCCAUUCUAGAAAUCUUUUUCAAGGUUAAGCGAUUCUCAAUUUUUAAAAGGUUGAAAGGAGGCACAAAAGGAGAGUGGCACGUCAAGUACUACCAAGAAAGAAAUGGGGGGGGGGGGGUUGGUGGUGGAAAGGGGUUACCCCUCCUUCCAAAGACAUAUUUCCAUAGCGGCAUUAAUUGAUCCCGUACAUGCACAAUUUGGGUCAAAACAUACUAACGUUUUGAUUCCAAACUAUUUGGCCCUUUUUAGAAAGACAUACUUAACUAGUGCAUCGUGUUUAAAUGGUCGCUUUUGCUUGCAAUGUUUGUGCAUACAUAGCGAAAUACUUGGCACUCCCAUGGAUGUGCUAAAUGGUGUGCAUAGUAAUAAAACAUCAUAUCAAUGA
This is a messenger RNA of Patiria miniata (bat star), 6897 nucleotides long. RefSeq lists its product as uncharacterized. Gene Ontology annotation, molecular function: protein binding. Bases 435 to 5945 code for a protein of 1836 amino acids. The transcript has 16 exons. Lineage: Eukaryota; Metazoa; Echinodermata; Asteroidea; Valvatida; Asterinidae. The record is from RefSeq and is a predicted model, not a curated record.